UGGAGGACACAGAUAAAAAAACACAAGCCUGCACUGUCAAAUAAAUAUAUUCUGGACUGCGCCCCUGGGGAACCAACAGGAUCCAACUUUCACACACGCCUUUGAUUGAGUGUGAGCUCCUUUUUAAAAUCCUAGAUUACAGCAAGGACACUGUGCUGGUCAAGAACUCCUCCCCUUCUCUCCAAUCCCUCCCUUUAUAAUCCCUGCGGAGAUCUCCCAGCAGCAUAAGGUGUGUUGCACUUGAUGGUUCUGUCCAAUGGCACAGAAAAGUCCAACUUCUUUACAGGGAAAAGUCACAUGGUUGGAAAUACGUGAGCAUUUAGCCUGAGCACUUGGGAGCCACAAAGCUCCAAAGCAUGGCAGGAAAGGAAAAUACCUCCCUACAUUCCUCUGUGGAAAGAAUGUGCUUCCAUCAGAGCCUGGCAGCGUGAAACCUUUUUGUAGCCGCUUACAUUUGGAGCGCAAAACUACAAAGGGCUAAAAUGGUUGAUGUUGUGUCAGCACACACCAUGCCGUCAGAAAGCGAGGUUCUCGUGGCAAGGUGCUUUCUCACCAAGAUCUUGCGAAGCUCCAUGAGGAAGAAUCACCUCAAAGGGAAGAAUGAUCUGAGCUCACGGCCUCAGUCCUGGCACGUCUCCAAACUGAACGGGAAGGAGUCGGAGACCCUUGGCAACCAAAGCGGCACAGUGCAAGUGUGGCAGCAAAAAGAAGCAAGGCUCAAAGAGUGGUCCAGUCAACCAGGCCAGAAUAACCAGCAGCUACCAACCGGCCAGCUCGGCUCAGCGCGUGUUAUGGAGAAACUGGAGCGUCCUGCUCACCCUUUCCCACCAGAUCGUACUUCUCCGACAAAAUACACCAGCAUCAGCAAACCUCUGGCCGCUUCAGAAGGCCGAAAAGUCACAUUCGGCUGCUUCUCCAUCGGAUCCAACCCUCUGGUUCUAGACUCACUCGGCAGGAAGGGAACCAGUGCAGAAAACGUUUUUUUCAAGGCUCUUGGGGAUGAAGGUCACCUGACAGUGGACUGCCCAGACUACCUUCAGACUUCAGACCUUCAGUUGGAUGAGCGGAACUCCUCUUGGAUGUCAAGUCGAUUUAGGCCCAGCAUCAGUUCAGUGUGGCAGGUACCGGAAAAGAAGUCUGAAUCUUCUCCUCCACCUUCUCUAUUGCGUGAUGGAGGUCGUGUUGCCACAAGCAUGCUGCCGUACUCUGAGGGAUCCGACAAAACUCCAAAGACUUGGUCACUUGAAAGGUUGGCCGAAGGCAAGUCCAGAUGUAGCGUCACAUCACUGUCAGACAAAGCUCUUGAACUCAACCAAGUCCACCCAAACAAGCAUUUCUCAUUGUCCACCACUGAUAUCAGACAAUCAAACGGACCUUCUCACCACAAACAGUACAACGACGAGAGGCUCUUUCAUCCCAAGUCGUGCUUAGCUCCUCCCACCAAGACUCAGAGUGUCGGAAGUUAUUAUCGCAGUUUACAAGAUCUGCCCACCAAAGCCUCCGGCCAUAAAUUGACGUGGUGCUCCUCAGCCGCAAGUCGAGAAGAUGACAAAUACUCUGUAAAGCUGGAGGUGGGGCGCAAUGGUCUUCUGACAAAUGUUCCCCUCUUUGACCCUCAGAUCUCUGAUCGCUCUCACUGUCUUGGUCCACAGGAUGCCAUGAAGAGAAGUGAAGCACAGGUCAACAACAUGAAAAGAAUUUUCCCAGCUCACCAAAGUAGUCUCCACAAGUCCUGGGUACCGCAAAAAGACCACCGAAUAUCCCCCUCGGAAACGCCUUUGCUUCAUUCACUGGCACAGGAGACUCGAAGUCAACCGCAAGUCAAGCCAAGGAGUAUCGUGUCCUCCAAGAACCUCUCCGACUCCACGCUCGGCGACAAAAGCAGUCGGCGCGGUGACCGUUACGCCACCACGUUACGCAAUCAAGUGCAACAGAAGCGAGCCCAGCUCCAAAAAAGCUGCAGUGCCGCGACGCUGAUCCGCCGAGAAGAUCCCGCCGAGUGGAAAUACGUGGACGCUUCCGUAACUUGUUGCGUGUCCUCCUCAAACGCCUACAAAGAUAACCUGAAAGAAGCACAAGCUCGGGUCCUUCAGGCUACCUCUUUUCAGAGACGUGAUCUGGAACCCCUCGGAAGCAAAAGCUCUCACGGACGCGUUCGAGGACGCAAGCGUUUCCCCUUAGCCGAACAGGUGCUUUCCUUCUCAGAACCUGACAAGAUAGAUCGAGUAGGAGUGGACAGAGCGCGUCAAGUUUCGGACCAAAUGAAAUACUCGGAGGCCGAGGCAGCCUUUUGGAAACGGGCUACGACGUCCGAUACGGAUGUGAAGCGAGCUCCCGCUAGAGCAGUUGAAAGCAAAGAGAGUAGGAGGAUAUCAUCAGAAGCUCAGGAGACUCCUCCAUCUGUGGAAAGCUCCCGAGGUGUGGCGCUUCUUCAGGAGCAACAGAAGCUGGGAACCUUUGCCGAGUACCAAGCCACGUGGAACAAACAGAAGAGAACGUGGGAGGCCAAGAUCCAAGGCAGGUUUUACUCUGCUGAGAACAUCUUGGAGACCAAUGCUGAGGAGACGCUAGCGUGCUUCCAUGAAAGAUCCAGAUCUUCUCCAUCUGCAGACUUCUCCCAGGAUUUCCUUGCUGCCACGCUCCAGCCCCCGUCGAGUUGGAGUACCAACCCUCCCGGCUCUCCUCAAUCAGAAGAAGGCAGACGAGAUCCAGAGACCAAGAAGGAGCAGUCGGUGUCUUCUUCUGAUUUGUGCCUUCUUGCGCCUUUGAGUCUGACGGACGUGUCCAUGCAGGAGGAUCCAUGUCUCGGAUCUGAAAAUGACUCCAAGUCCUCCAAAGCGGUGAUGGACAUCAACAACACGUCUGGCGUCUCCGAGCCUCGCUCCGACAUUAUUUCAGUCGAUGCCAACGAGACACGCCCCUCCUCAACAUUCAACGACCGCAUUCAGAACUCCAUUAAGGACCCCGGACAGCUCCGACUCAAGGCCGGCAUUCCUGAGUCCAACCUCAUGGCUGAAGAAGAUAACAAGACAGAGCAGCUGGUGAGAGAUAUCAUGGGCAAAGACAAAUCCCUGAUGGAGAUCUUAGAUCAGACUGGAAGGAAGACCACCAUGGACCUGAUGGAGGGUCUAUUUCCCCAAGAGAAGCAGAUCCUGGAGGGGGCCCAGCUACGCAGAAAACCCUCAAGCGGCUCCAGGUUGCCCACCCUAAGCAGGAAGGACGCAGAAGAUGUCUCUGCAGCGGCUUCACUGCUUCCCAGUUCCUCCUAUUACGACACUUCAGCUCCAAAGGCUGAGCUCCUCAUCAAGAUGAAAGAUAUGAAGGAACUGGAGCAGGACUGUGAAGAUGAGCUGGAUGUGGACCUCGCUAGUAAAAAGCAGGAGCUGAUCUCAAGCCUGGCCAAGAAGCUGGACGUGCUACGGGAGGCACGACAAAGUCUCCAGGAGGACGUGGAGGACAACGAGGCUCUGGGCAGCGAGGUGGAGAGCGCCGUGCAACGCUUUUGCCAGCCCAACCAGCUGGACAAGUUUCGGAUGUUUGUGGGUGACCUGGACAAAGUGGUGAGCCUGUUGCUCUCGCUUUCGGGUCGGCUGGCUCGUGUGGAGAACGCUCUCAACAGUCUGGAAGAUGGAGCUCCACAGGAGGAGAAGCGCACCCUGACCGAGAAGCGCAAACUGCUACUGCGGCAGUACGAGGACGCCAAGGAACUGAAGGAGAACUUGGAACGCCGGGAGCGUGUGGUGUCCUCCGUCAUGGAGGCCCACUUGGACCCCGAGCGCCUGGACGACUAUCGCCAUUUUGUCAAGAUGAAGUCCGCUCUCAUCGUGGAACAGCGUAAACUGGAGGACAAAAUCAAGCUGGGCGAGGAGCAGCUCAAGUGCUUGUUGGACAGUUUGCCGUUGGAGCAGCGCUUGCAGUUUUAAAAAAACAUCUGGAUGGGUUACAAUCCUCUAACUGUGAUUACGGACUUGAAAGCACUUUUGGAAUUAUGGGACUUUUUUUGUUACUCAAAAUGGCAAAAACAGAAGACAACAGAAACUGGAUGCGUGGACAUUUUGUGAAUUUGAUUCAUGUUUACCUCUAAGACACAAAAUGGCCGGCUGCGUUCAUAUUGUGGUCAUUGCCGCCAUUUGUUGUGUAUUGUUCAUCAUUUGAGCACACAUUUGGUUGCUUGCUUUUGUAAAUCACUUGAGGUGAGCAACUUGAGGUUGUUUUCUACUCAGUAAAAACUUUGUCGUGAUAAAUUGAAAAGUCUCCAA
This is a messenger RNA of Syngnathus acus (greater pipefish), 4259 nucleotides long. Its product is annotated as protein Shroom2-like. Gene Ontology annotation, cellular component: apical plasma membrane; adherens junction; cortical actin cytoskeleton. The coding region runs from base 483 to 3923 and encodes 1146 amino acids. NCBI's taxonomy places the organism in Eukaryota, Metazoa, Chordata, Actinopteri, Syngnathiformes, Syngnathidae. Gene Ontology annotation, molecular function: actin filament binding. Gene Ontology annotation, biological process: actin filament organization. The record is from RefSeq and is a predicted model, not a curated record. The transcript has 10 exons.